Messenger RNA from Klebsormidium nitens, 1766 nucleotides. The record is from the annotation of a GenBank genome assembly. NCBI's taxonomy places the organism in Eukaryota, Viridiplantae, Streptophyta, Klebsormidiophyceae, Klebsormidiales, Klebsormidiaceae.
UUCAACUUCAAGUUCCAGCUUUCUGCACUAACUUACUACAGAAGAAACUCUCUUUGAUCUGAGCAGAGGAAGAUUUUAUUCAUAUUGGGGCCUUCUUCUGCUUCGCGGAGUAGAACGAUCAGGAAUCAAUCAUGGCUGAAAGUGAUGGCCACUCUGCUGUGGCUGCACGGACUGCCGUGCCAACCAGGGAUCUCUUCAUCAAUGGCACAUGGGUAGCCCCUGUUCUCAAUGAACGCCUCCCAAUCAUCAACCCAGCAACUGAGGAGAGCAUCGGCGCAAUCCCUGCGGCCACUGCUGAAGACGUAGACAAGGCGGUGAAGGCCGCAAGGGACGCUUUCACCAGGAAUGGGGGCAAGGACUGGGCAAGGGCUACGGGCGCCGUGCGUGCCAAGUACCUCCGGGCAAUUGCUGCAAAGGUCACCGAGCGCAAGUCGCAGCUUGCACAGCUUGAGUCCAUGGACAAUGGCAAGCCAAUCGAUGAAGCAGAGUGGGACAUGGAUGACGUGGCUGGCUGUUUUGAGUACUAUGCUGAGCUGGCGGAGGGCUUGGACGCCACCAAGUACACCGAGAUCAAAGUCCCCAUGGACACCUUCAAAUCGCACGUGACCAAGGAGCCGAUUGGAGUCGUGGCCCUUAUCACCCCCUGGAACUACCCCAUGUUGAUGGCAGCCUGGAAAGUUGCUCCGGCGUUGGCGGCGGGCUGCUGCGCAAUCCUGAAGCCGUCUGAGCUGGCCUCGAUCACGUGUCUGGAGCUCGGCGCGAUUGCUGCUGACGUCGGGCUUCCUCCCGGCGUGCUGAACAUCGUCACUGGGCUGGGGCCAACGGCAGGCGCGCCGCUGGCAGAGCACCCAGGAGUUGACAAGGUGGCCUUCACAGGCAGUACUGCAACUGGACAGCGAAUCAUGAUGGCUGCCACGAAAGCAAUCAAGCCGGUCUCGUUGGAGCUCGGUGGGAAGAGCGCGCUUAUGGUGUUCGAGGACGCAGACAUUGACAAAGCCGUGGAGUGGGCGAUGUUUGGCGCGUUCUGGACCAACGGCCAGAUCUGCAGCGCCACGUCACGACUCCUGGUGCAAGAGAGCAUCGCCGACGAGUUCAAGCGGAAGCUCAAGGCGUGGGCGGAGGCUAUCGUCAUUGCUGACCCACUGAACCGCAAGUCGCGCCUCGGGCCGCUCGUCAGCGAAAGCCAGCACAAGCUCAAGGCGUGGGCGGAGGCCAUUGUGAUUGAUGACACACUGAACCGCAAGUCGCGCCUCGGGCCGCUCGUCAGCGAAAGCCAGUACGAAAAAGUGCUUGGCUGCAUCGAGGCCGGCAAGAAGGAUGGCGCGACGCUUCUGACUGGAGGCAAGCGACCAAAGCACCUGCCCAAGGGCUACUUUUUGGAGCCCACCGUGUUCGUGGACAUCAAGCCGCACCACAAGGUCUGGACGGACGAGAUCUUCGGACCGGUGCUGUCCGUCGACACGUUUCGGACGGAAGAGGAGGCCAUCAACAAGGCCAACGAUUCAAUCUACGGGCUCGCGGCGGCCGUCAUCUCCAAGGACGAGGCCCGGUGCCAGCGCGUGUCGGAGGCGAUCCAGUGCGGCAUCUUCUGGAUCAACUGCUCGCAGCCGUGCUUCUGCCAGGCGCCCUGGGGCGGCGUCAAGCGCAGCGGCUUCGGACGCGAGCUCGGGCCCUGGGGUUUGGAGAACUACCUCUCCGUUAAGCAGGUCACGAAGUAUAUCUCGAGUGAUCCCUGGGCUUGGUACCCAGCCCCUUCCAAGUUGUGA